Toxotes jaculatrix (banded archerfish) is the source of this 2684-nucleotide messenger RNA. Its product is annotated as sodium-coupled neutral amino acid transporter 3-like. NCBI's taxonomy places the organism in Eukaryota, Metazoa, Chordata, Actinopteri, Toxotidae. Gene Ontology annotation, molecular function: L-glutamine transmembrane transporter activity; glycine transmembrane transporter activity. Bases 529 to 1944 code for a protein of 471 amino acids. The transcript is spliced from 16 exons. The record is from RefSeq and is a predicted model, not a curated record. Gene Ontology annotation, biological process: serine transport; glycine transport; L-glutamine transport.
UGUUAGCACGAUUCCGAGGUCAGGAGCAGGAAGAGAGAGUUGAAACAUGGAAAACAAUUCAAUAGGCCCAGUGUGUAUGAGCAGACUUUAGAAGCCACGUGAACUCCCCACACAGCAAUCCAUCACCAGGGGCCUGAGAGAAAGUCACACUUAACUUGUUUUCUUUUUUUUCUCCUUUUUUUUUUGGAAAGGAAGAGGAGUGCCUAUACAUGUGACAUCACAAGAAACGUGAAACCGUCAUUUUCAGCAGACCUCCCUCUUCACUGCCCGCUCCCACAUUUGCUCCCCUCUCCCCCAACCUCUCCCUGAGGCGCUCUGUGCUUCUCUGCUGGGCUCCAAAAACAGGCCAGUGUAAUCACCUUCCCAGCCCAAACUACACCCUCUGAUCCAGGACUUCACCACGCAAGUUCUCCCUCUGCUUCAGAGAGUCAGCUGGACCUGUUUCUGGAGAUUUCACUUCUCAAUAUCUUUUCAUUCAUCUGAAAUUUUCCAAGAAAUAACUUUGCCCCAGCUGAACCUGUCACAAGUAUGGAACUGCAAAAGCUAUCAAAUGGUCACCACCACGAAGCUGCUGUGGCUGUGGAGGGAGGAGUCCCACCAGAGAAAGAAAUGUUCCUGCAGCACAAGAGCGAUGGAUCAAAGCGACCUCAGUUCACAGAUUUUGAGGGUAAAACUUCAUUUGGGAUGUCUGUCUUCAACCUGAGCAACGCCAUCAUGGGCAGCGGCAUCCUGGGUUUGUCGUAUGCCAUGUCAAACACUGGCAUUAUCCUUUUCCUGAUCCUGUUGACAUGCAUUGCUUGUCUGUCCUGUUACUCCAUCCAUCUGCUGCUACGCAGUGCAGGAGUUGUGGGCAUUCGUGCCUAUGAGCAGCUGGGCCUCAGAGCUUUUGGUCAUCCAGGGAAGAUUCUAGCAGCUGUCAUCAUAACGUUACAUAACAUUGGAGCCAUGUCCAGCUACCUAUUCAUAGUGAAAUAUGAGUUACCACUGGUCAUCCAAGCUUUUCUUGGCCAGACAUCUAACUCUGACUCCUGGUUCAUGAAUGGAAACUACCUCAUCAUCAUUGUCACAGUCUGCAUCAUCUUCCCUCUGGCUAUGAUGAAACACCUGGGGUAUCUUGGUUACACCAGUGGAUUCUCUCUCUCCUGCAUGGUCUUCUUCCUCUCUGCGGUUAUUUACAAGAGAUUCAACAUUGCCUGCCCUCUGGAGGUGUUUGGAAACUACUCUGUGAACGCAGCCGUCCCUGAAGACACAUGCACCGCCAAACUCUUCACCAUCAACCAAGAGACGGCGUAUACCAUCCCCAUCCUGGCAUUUGCUUUUGUAUGUCACCCUGAAGUGCUUCCCAUCUACACUGAACUGAGCAACCCAACCAAGAGAAGAAUGCAGAAUAUUGGCAACGUUUCCAUCCUGGGCAUGUUCGUCAUGUACUUCUUCACUGCCAUAUUUGGUUACCUGACCUUCUACGGGAACACUGAAGCAGAGCUCCUCCAUACCUACAGUAAGGUGGACCUAAUGGACACUCUCAUCCUGUGUGUCCGCCUGGCUGUCCUGGUGGCUGUCACUCUGACUGUACCUGUGGUCCUGUUUCCUAUCCGUCGUGCCCUCCUGCAGCUGCUGUUCCCAGGGAAACCCUUCCACUGGCUCCGUCACAUUGCCAUCGCCGCUUGUCUGCUGUUCGCUGUCAACCUGCUGGUCAUUUUUGUUCCCAACAUUCGAGACAUCUUUGGCAUCACUGGAGCAACUACUGCUCCCAGUCUGAUCUUCAUCCUUCCUGGACUGUUCUACAUCCGCAUCAUCCCCACCGACCAGGAACCCAUGACCUCCAGACCAAAGAUCCAGGCUGCGUGUUUCACAGCACUGGGUUUCAUAUUCAUGACCAUGAGCCUGACAUUCAUCGGGCUGGACUGGACGAGCGGAGAAAAGCGAAGUCUUGGCGGCCAUUAAAGUGCACCUCCCAAUCCCUACAGCAACAGCAGCCCACUGCUGCGCCCCUCCUCCAGUCCUUUGGAUAGGAACCAAGACUCAACCCACUGCUGGAAGGAUCAGGGCUUUGGUGGGACUGUUUUCAUUAAUCACAUGGACAGUCUGUUCCUCCAGAGUGUUGAGAGGAGCCCGGUUUUGUCCUGUCACCCACCCAGGUUGAUAUAAACCACCAGGAUCCAUCACAGGUGGAGUUCCUCUGUUCUACAUGAAGAGCUGAUGUAGACGUGUAGACCAUGGAAAUCCCUCAACCACGAAAAGUUUUGUUCCUCAGCAGGAGAUAAAUGUGGUGUAUAGUAACUGUCAUAUUGAAAGCAAAUUGGGGCAAAUGUCUAAAAUAAGAAAUGAAAAAACGUGUUUAAUUAUCAGUUUGAUGGAGAAAAAUGAUUUGGUGCUGCUGACGGUGCUUGUUCAAAAUGCUGCUGAAAAAUAGAUCCCAAUUAUUUCUGCUCAUCAGGAAGCUGUACAGUAUGAGGCAACCAAUUGAAUGCAUUCACAUAAUUGGCUUCAAUUGAUGUGCUGUGUGUUGUAAUUCUGCAGAGGAGUGUUUGGCAAACUGGAAAAAAAAAAAAAGAUGUGGUUCAAUCAGCCAAAGUGACAUUAAGUUUAUACAACUGUGAACCAAUGAAUUUGGUAUAAUUGAUUUGUGAAUUUAUUCUGCACAGCAUGUGUGGAUAUUGUUUAAUAAAGAUUCACAAAAGAUG